AUUAGUGAAGGCCAAGGCCAUUAACGAUGCAGGAAUCGAAAGUUGACGUUCAUCAUAAUAGGCUUACAUACAACAAGGCGGCGCAGCGCAGUCAUUCAAGUCCUCGCGCGGAUUGAAGGUGCUCGCUCGUUUGCCGGCUGCGAUGCAGGAAGCGAAGUGUGUUCUUAGGUGAAAGUACGGUAAUGUCGCGUUCCAAAUACCCAAGAAAUAAACGGUGGAUGCUCUUAACGCGAAUAAAUUAGUAUUUUGGAAAGUGCAAGGUACCAUGGACUGAACUCGCCUAGUGCUAAUGUUUAGAAGUUGGUAAAAAGUGUUUUUGAAAGUGGAACAUCAAGGAUUUUGAGUGAAAAUGGCUUUAAAAAUGGAAAAAACAAGCGAUUUCAACUUUAUCACGAAGAGUUUGCUUGCUGGAGGUGUUGCCGGCAUGUGUUCCAAGACAGUUGUGGCCCCACUGGAUCGUAUAAAAAUCCUCCUUCAAGCUCAGUCAAAUCAAUACAAACAUCAUGGAGUGGUCGGUGGCUUAACUGCUGUUAUCAAAAAUGAAUCGUUGCAAGCAUUGUAUAAAGGAAACGGUGCACAGAUGGUCCGAAUAUUUCCCUAUGCUGCUACACAAUUCACUAGCUUUGAGAUUUAUAAAAAGUACCUGAACGGCAUCCACAUACCUGUUGUUCAGCACGGUGACAAGUUCAUAGCGGGCGCGGGAGCGGGUGCGACCGCUGUAACGCUCACCUACCCAUUGGACACGAUCCGAGCGCGACUCGCCUUCCAGAUCACUGGUGAGCACAAGUAUACCGGCAUUGUGCAUGCUGCAACUACUAUGUUUCGGACGGAGGGCGGCAUACGCGCUUUGUACCGGGGAUUUGUACCCACCAUGUGCGGCAUGAUCCCAUAUGCAGGCUUUAGCUUCUACUGCUUCGAAUACCUGAAAUUCGUCUUGAUGAAGUAUCUACCUUUGACAUUCUGCAAGAAGUGUGAUAGAAAUACUGGUGGUCUAGUAUUGACAGUACCCGGUAAGCUUUUAUGCGGCGGCCUAGCAGGCGCAGCGGCUCAAUCGGUGUCAUACCCUCUCGACGUCACCCGCCGACGCAUGCAGCUGGCGUGCAUGGACCCGAAAACUGAAAAGUUCGGCUCGGGGAUGAUAAAGACGCUAACCCUGAUAUACCGCGAGAACGGUAUAGUAAAAGGUUUGUACCGAGGCAUGAGUAUCAACUACAUCCGAGCCAUACCCAUGGUGGCAACCUCGUUCUCCACAUAUGAACUAAUGAAGCAACUCCUACAUCUCGACACGGGAAUGGCGGUUUCUUAAUUGUUCUCUAAUUUGACUCUAAAUUUCAAAUGUGGGGAUUUGGAUUUUGUUAGGUGGAGGAGUUCAUUAUAUGGUAACCACCAUAUAACGAACUCCCCCAAUCAAUAAAAAUUAAGAAUGUGGCGAUGUGAGUUUAUAAACUCUAAAAAUCUAUGGCAUUUUAGUUAAUAAUGGUUGGGAUUACAAGAAAGUGUACGAAAUAACUAUUAUUAAUUGUAUUAUUGAUAUUAUCUCGCCCGCUAAAGGUUCAUAGGUCUUCUGCAUUGUCAUUGACCAUAUAAUCUUUCAUAAAUACUUACUUUUACUGUACGAUAUUUGAACAUAAACAAACUUUAAUACAAAUGUGGAUACUUGGUAGAAAAGAAGGGCGUAAAAGCCAAUUCUUAUCAAUAUUGAGUUCAUGAUGCUGUAGCAGAGGCUUAGCAGAAGAGUUGGAGGGAAGUUAAACGCUUGGUGUUCAGAUUAUCAUUGCGAUACCUACGUCAACUGUUUUUUUGUCAUUGUCAGGUU
Molecule: messenger RNA, 1816 nt
Organism: Hyposmocoma kahamanoa
Lineage: Eukaryota; Metazoa; Arthropoda; Insecta; Lepidoptera; Cosmopterigidae
Product: graves disease carrier protein homolog
Exons: 6
Coding region: 350-1306 (318 amino acids)
Biological process (GO): transmembrane transport
Cellular component (GO): mitochondrial inner membrane
Source: RefSeq, a predicted model, not a curated record